AAACAGCAAAUGAAAUGUAUCCUAAUGUCAUUCUAAACAGAGCAAACCAACUCCAAAGUCCCCAUAAGUCAUUUUAGGGGGGUCUCCAGCCCCCCCAAAAUAGGCCCAAUGACACCUUUUAUCGUUCCCUGCCAUGAGUACAUGUCUUGUGCUGUCAAGUAGAACCCAUUUGAGUCUUGGCUUCAAGUUGAAAAGGCGGAGCUGUUGCCUUCAGGCACACACUGAGUGAGCGGCCAAGGAGAGCAGCAUGCCUCCCAAGCAAGGCUGAGCUUCCAGAAGGACGCCAUCCAUACGCCGACAUCCAUUGGUCACCAUGAAUGCCACCUCAAGCUCUGACCCUGCCUCCAUGCCAGCGACCUUCGAUGGCCCUUACCAGGAAGUGGCCUUAUUUUCUGACGGCGUUGAUGGUUGGAAUCAGCAAAACAUCAGUCACAUUAUUUGGCAUGGGGCAAACGUGACUGAAUGGCCAGGAAACGGGACACCCAUCCGGGAAGAAAAGGACUUUGAUCCCUUGGGGGGACACUCAGUGUGGCAGGUUAUAGUAAUAGUCUUCCUUACUGGUUCGCUAUCACUGGUUACUGUGGUUGGCAACAUCUUAGUGUUGUUGUCCUUCAAGAUCAAUAAGGCCCUGAAGACCGUCAACAACUACUACCUGCUGAGUUUGGCGUUUGCGGACCUGACUAUUGGAACCUUGUCUAUGAACUUGUAUACCACCUACAUCAUUAUGGAUCAAUGGGCUCUUGGACCGGUGGUAUGUGACUUGUGGCUCGCCAUCGACUACGUAGCUAGUAACGCUUCGGUUAUGAAUCUUCUCGUCAUUAGCUUCGACAGGUAUUUCUCUGUGACCAGACCUUUGACCUACCGAGCCAAACGCACCACCAAGCGAGCCAUGACUAUGAUUUGUUUGGCGUGGUCCAUUUCUUUCAUUCUAUGGGCCCCGGCCAUACUCUUCUGGCAGUAUAUCGUUGGUGAGCGGACAGUGCCGUCCAACGAAUGCUUCAUCCAGUUCCUGUCAGAACCCAUUAUUACAUUCUGCACCGCUAUUGCUGCGUUUUAUCUACCGGUCACGAUUAUGUCAACACUGUUUUGGAAGAUCUAUCAAGAGACUGAGAAACGUGCUCAGGAUAUACAAGGUCUUAAGGGUUCUGGUGCCGGGAACAGUCAAAGUCAGAGUGGACGUGAUGGUGCGAGUAAUAGCCAGAAGGGGAAAUCUGCAUCAUUGCAACCAAUGAGCUCCCCGAACGGCAGUGAUGAGAACAAUCAGCAGGAUUCGGAGAACCGGGAUCGGAUCAGUCGGAAAGGAUGUGGUGCAUUCUUAUUCCUGUUUUUAUCCCCGUUGCUGCGUGGCCGUGCAUCUAAAAGGGCCGAUACCCCGGCAGCAGCAGAGCAGGGUAGCUGUGACCAUCUUAAUAACAAUGACGCUUCAGACGGGGAAGAAGAAGUCAAUGAUGAAGAAGACGGAAAGACGUCUAAAAGGGUGAAGAACAAGGAUAUAAAAUCGCCGCAGUCAAACCCUGCUGGAAAGCCCUCAAUGAAAGACGCGGCAACGGCAAAAAGAUUUGCCUCGAAAUCCAAAACCGAUGUCAACAAACGCAAGAACGAAAAAAAGGCCAAUGACAAGAAAGCGGCACGGACGCUAAGCGCCAUCCUCUUGGCAUUUAUUACAACUUGGUUACCGUACAAUAUCAUGGUCUUAGUCAACACAUUCUGCCAGGACUGUAUCCCGGGAACGCUUUGGGCGCUGGGAUAUUGGUUGUGCUACGUCAACAGCACGGUCAACCCCAUGUGCUACGCUCUGUGUAACAAGACUUUUCGGACAACUUUCAGGGACAUUCUAAUGUGCCAGUGGAAUCAAAAGAAAAGCACGUCUCAUCCGAGGAAUCCUGCCGCUUGCCGAAAAUAACAUCAAAUUCCCGUUCGGAAAACAGCAUUUUGAAAAAAGUCUUAGGUCGCCACCAGUUUUUUUCUUUGGAAUUUUGCCCGCCAUCCAUAUUACUCCAUGGUGGAAGUAUGUAUACCAGGGGUCACCAACGCUGAGGCAUCUUCUAAAAGCUGUCUUCAGGCGAGAGGCGGGGUACACCCUGGACUGGUGGCCAGCCAAUCACAGGGCACAUAUAGACAAACAACCAUUCACACUCACAUUCAUACCUAUGGACAAUUUGGAGUCGCCAAUUAACCUAGCCAUAAUUUUUAUUUAUUAUUGUUUUGUAUUUUUAAAAUUUUUGUCACAUACUGAAGUGCGAGGUGAUAUAACCAUACAAUGACAUAAUGGGUACCAUAGUAACCAUCAACAUAGUAACUGGUGGUCAGCCAAUCACAGGGCACAUAUAGACAAACAACCAUUCACACUCACAUUCAUACCUAUGGACAAUUUGGAGUCACCAAUUAACCUAGCAUGUUUUUUGGAAUGUGGGAGGAAACCCACGCAUGCACGGGGAGAACAUGCAAACUCCACACAGCGAUGGUCGAGGGUGGAAUUGAACCCUGGUCUCCUAGAUGUGAGGUCUGUGCGCUAACCACUUGACUACCGUGCCUCCCGUCUUAUAACAUCAAAAAUGAAAACAAAUGAAAACGGACUCUUACCUCAAGUCAAAGUUCAUGUGUGCGCACGCGACCGAUAUAGUGCAGCGGUGAUGAGGAGUUAGCUUACUCGUGCAGUUUAGCCCUCAAAAACAUGGCAGAAAAGCGAAAAAGGACUUACAUUUUCCACAGUGAUUGAAUGAGGAAUAAUUUUUCUUUAUGUAUUUUGAAGAAAAAUGUAUGUGUCUUAUUUGCGGGACGACUGUUGCAAUACCAAAGCGGACACUUCAGAACUUGUCACAAAAGCUUUAAGGACGGAAAAGGCAGCUUUGGACAAAUAAAGGACUUUUUUCACUAGGCAGGUGAAAUAAAUCACAGAAAGGUGUUCCCUCUGACUUUCAAAUAUGUGAGCACAUAAAUAAAUGUUUCUUGUUAAAAAAAUAUGUUUUUGUUACCAUUAUUGUGGAAAAAUAAUUAACAUUGAUAUGUGAGCAGUCGCUUCACAUAGUGUUACUACUACUAUUCCUUUUGUUCUCAUUACCAAAAAGUGAUCCGUGCAGUUUUGUCAUUUUGGAAGUUUACCGCAAACAUGUCAUGUAGCGCUUCAUACUAUCCGUGCCCUCGGCCUCAAAAAGGUUGGUGACCCCUGACUAUACUGUAUCAACCGGAAUACUGUUGGAGGGUUUUGGACCAGCUGAAUCCACGGUACAUACAUGAUUACCUGCUUUUCUCCCUUUGCAACGCACCCAAAGAGCAAAGAUGUGUUCAUGUCUCAUGUAGAGAUUGUGCAUGGUGGGCACAUUUUUAAAAAUGUAGGUUUCUUAAACAGAUUAAAAAGUAAACAGCAGGAUUACAUAAAAGCAAUUUCCACCGAAGCUUAGCGGAAUCCUUUUAGACUAUGGAUGAAGGGGCUAAUAAAAGGAUUUAUUGGUAGAAUUUAAGGUGCUCAUGACACUAAAACAUUGAUAAUAUCAUGUUAAAAUAUUGAUAUUAGUAUCCCUCCUCCACCAAGACCGGGGAAGCCCUGACGCUGAUGUUAUCCAGUCCGAAACCCAGAAGACGUGCCAAGGUGGCAGUAUGUUUUUUUUUUUUAAUUCAAAUUUUUCUACUAAUAUUCUAUAUAUCUUAGAAUGAUGAUAUGGGGUUCCAGUUAAACAAUACCAUAACCUGCUGUAGCCCAUUCUGUGUGUUAUCAUACUCAUUACAGCACAAUACCAGUCAAUGUUAUAUUGUGUUAUUGUUCCAAAUACGUCACUUUCUUCGCUUUGUUGUAAGUUCAUGGUUGUGUUUGGUUGAACCUGUUUGAUGGAAAGUGUACUAGACGUAACGCCACAUUUAAGAUGGCGGCGCUUCUCAAUGCGAGCUUUAUUACGGUUUCUUGUCUUGGUAUCGUGAGCAUGUUCAAGUCGCUGUGGCAACAGAGUAUUGACAAUCGUUCAUGGGAACUAAGAGCACCAAAUGAACUCCUUAAUAAUUUGAAAUAAACUGAGAUGAUGGGAUACUGACUGGGUGAUGCUUUAACAGGCCAGGAAGCCCCCAUCCACAGGAAGAGACACUCCACUCGUCAUUGUGCUCUUAUCACUCAGCAGGAACAAAAUGCUGUUCACUACGUCAUCCACCUCUGCAAAGAAACACAAAAAAGAAAGGAGACUAAAACACAACCAUCAUAUUGCGUACUACAGUUCCAAACAUCUGGUUGUGCCAAUGA
Messenger RNA from Doryrhamphus excisus (bluestripe pipefish), 4228 nucleotides. RefSeq names its product cholinergic receptor, muscarinic 3b (gene chrm3b). The record is from RefSeq and is a predicted model, not a curated record. Gene Ontology annotation, molecular function: G protein-coupled serotonin receptor activity; G protein-coupled acetylcholine receptor activity. Gene Ontology annotation, biological process: chemical synaptic transmission; G protein-coupled receptor signaling pathway, coupled to cyclic nucleotide second messenger; adenylate cyclase-inhibiting G protein-coupled acetylcholine receptor signaling pathway. Gene Ontology annotation, cellular component: dendrite; synapse; plasma membrane. Lineage: Eukaryota; Metazoa; Chordata; Actinopteri; Syngnathiformes; Syngnathidae.